GAAACUUAGUUUUUAUUUUUUUGACCCUUAGAAAUGACACAAACGCUAUAUUUCAGACUUCUUCUCAUUGCUCUCUGUUCAUUAUCUGAAUGCUUUCAACGCCGCUAUCACUAUAUAGACAUGACUAUGAAAUGGACUGAUGCUCAGAGAUACUGCAGAGAACACUACACAGAUCUGGCCACAGUCGACAACAUGAAUGACAUGAAACAGCUGAUGAGUCAACUGAAUAACAAUCAGAAUGUCUGGAUUGGACUUUAUAAUAAACUGAAGUGGUCUAUGGGUGACCCUGUAAACUAUACAAACUGGGGAACAAACAGUGACAAAUAUGGUGAUGGUAAUUGUGUAUUUAUGAGAAAUGGAACAUGGAGUUAUCAGAAAUGUGAUCAGAAGUCAACGUUCAUCUGCUACAAUGAGACAAUUAAAGGAUACGUCUAUGAAACUUCUAAUAAAAUGUGGAGAGACGCUCAGAGUUUCUGCAGACAGCUUCAUACUGAUCUGGUGACUGUGAGGAAUCAGAAUGAGAAUGAUCAGAUUCAGAAGAUCAUCAAUAACAGUCAGAUAUCUGUCUGGAUCGGUCUGUUCAGUGACUCAUGGGAGUGGUCAGAUAAGAGUGACUCCACCUUCAGAUACUGGAUGUCUGGUGAACCCAAUGGGGGUUCUUAUCCAAUGUGUACAGAAGUCCCAAUGGAUCCUCAGGGUCAAUGGAAUGAUGCAGGUUGUAGUCAGUCUAAGACCUUUGUGUGUCAUGAAGAUAAUCUGGUAUUGAUCAAUAAGAAUAUGAGCUGGUCUGAUGCUCUGAGUUACUGUAGACUGAAUCAUGUGGAUUUGGUUUCGGUUGAUUCAGAGGAGAUUCAGCGCCGGGUGUCAGGAUUGGUUCAAAAGGCCUCUACUCGUGCUGUGUGGUUGGGGUUACGUCACUCCUGUAGUGUUGGCAUUUGGUUCUGGAUGAAUGGAGAGAUGGUUUGCUAUCAGAAUUGGGCUCCAGGUAACAAAACAGCAGUGGACGACUGUGACCGUGAAGUAAAAUCUGGAGCAGUUCAGUCUGGAGGAGAUCAGCGCUGGAUCAGCCUUCCUCAAAGUAAACAACUCAACUUCAUCUGCAUCAAAUAUGAUUAAGAAUCAAAUCGUACGCAUCAUAUACAACUUAUUUUCUUUGUUAGGUUUCUGGUUUAGUUUUGUUCUUUGGCAGUGGGGCUAUUUAAAUAUUUCAGAUCUAAUACAGGUUGCAUAAUAAACACAUUUUAAACAAAGUUUAUUGUAUUCGUUUGAACUCAAACUCUUUUCUAAAUUACUUUCUCUGGUAAUUCAUAGCAUACAGACACAAUUCAAUUCACAGUUUAUUAGCUUUUGUCUUUAACUGAAUUAUGGGAAAUUAUUUGUAAUAACUUUUUGGAAGUGGGUAUAAUCACAUUUACUAAUCAGAGAUGACUUAUGUUGUGUUA
Paramisgurnus dabryanus is the source of this 1442-nucleotide messenger RNA. Its product is annotated as C-type mannose receptor 2-like. The record is from RefSeq and is a predicted model, not a curated record. NCBI's taxonomy places the organism in Eukaryota, Metazoa, Chordata, Actinopteri, Cypriniformes, Cobitidae.